Messenger RNA from Acytostelium subglobosum LB1, 1443 nucleotides. RefSeq lists its product as hypothetical. The transcript has 2 exons. The coding region runs from base 1 to 1443 and encodes 480 amino acids. The record is from RefSeq and is a predicted model, not a curated record. NCBI's taxonomy places the organism in Eukaryota, Evosea, Eumycetozoa, Acytosteliales, Acytosteliaceae.
AUGUCAAUGUUCAAGUAUCAAGGUGGAAAGGUCAAAGCAUUGACUUCAUACCGCAGAUUGAUUGAGAACUGUAUCGAGAAGAAAGAUGACUGUGCACUGAUAUUCCUAGACUCUAUUGAUGGAAUGAGUCACUUCACGCCCAAAGAAUCAUUCGAUCUAAAUGAUUACAUUGAAGUCUAUGAUCAAAACAUUGUUAUACCGAAUAAUGUCAAGUCAUUGUACUUGUCGGAUCAAUUCACUCAUCCAUUCACAAAGCUCACCAAUCAAUUGAUCGCAUCCAAUGUGUCAUAUGUUAGUGUUGGUGACUUGUAUAAUUAUCCAAUUGACGCUGGUUCCUUGCCCGACAGCAUCACAAAGUUAAGAUUGGGUACAGAGUUCAAUCAACCAAUAGCAAUUGGAUCUCUGCCUCACUCGCUAUUAACAUUGGUAUUUGGAGACUCAUUCAAUCAACCGUUGGAAAAAGGAGCCUUGCCCUCUUCCCUUCAGACACUGGAGUUUGGAUAUCUGUACCGUCAUGGAUUGCCACCUGGAAUACUGCCGCCAUUACUCAUUGACCUCACACUGCCAGAGGACUGGGCAAUGGCUGAGCACAGGUCAAUACCUGCAUCGGUCACCUCUCUCAAGGGAUAUCCAUCGGAUGGUAUGGGAUACCUGCGAGGCAACAAUCCCAUCAAGUCACUCACCAUCUCCAACCCGGGUGGGGUGGCCCUUCAGUCUGGUGAUGUGCCCGCCUCUGUGACAACACUGGACUUGGACCCAUAUGUUGAGGAGCUGGUGCCAGGUGUUAUUGGGGAGAACGUCACAACGCUGGUACUUGGCUAUCUUCACACACCAUCCAUCUCCGUGCUACCCAGCUCGCUCACGAACCUAAGCCUGCGAUUCAAUGGAGUUCUGGAGCCCGGUGCACUGCCACCAUUAAUUCGAUUCCUUGACCUCGGAUUCUCUUUUGACACUGCGCUGGAAAAAGGAUCGAUCCCUUCACAGUUGGAGGAACUUAGAUUCGGUUACAAGUACAACAAGGUGAUAGAAGCUGGCGUGCUUCCGACCACACUCAAGACACUGUCAUUUGGCCACACAUUCGACCAGGUGUUCCUUCCCAAUGCCAUCCCGCCCUCCGUCACCAGCCUGACAGUGACCAGCAAGUAUAAGAACGCUCGCACCAUCCGCAAUCUACCGCCAUCAGUCAAUCAACUCACACUGGUCAGCGAGUACUUCAAAGACAACUCAUUCUCAAACAUACCAAAGACCAUUGACUCGUUGCUGAUCAUCAUUGACUACGUGUCCUAUGACAUUAGACGAAUAGCAAGCGACCUCUACCUAUGUCUCGGACUUCAAUUUGCCGGAGGAUUCUUUGACAGCGCGACAUUCGAUCGUAUAUUCAAUCAAUUAUUGGACAACAAGUCAACCACAGAGUUGGACAAUAUUAUCUCCAAUACGAAUUAA